Xenopus laevis (African clawed frog) is the source of this 1709-nucleotide messenger RNA. RefSeq names its product methyl-CpG binding domain 4, DNA glycosylase L homeolog (gene mbd4.L). Gene Ontology annotation, molecular function: pyrimidine-specific mismatch base pair DNA N-glycosylase activity; DNA binding; catalytic activity. Gene Ontology annotation, biological process: DNA damage response; base-excision repair; DNA repair. The coding region runs from base 63 to 1496 and encodes 477 amino acids. Gene Ontology annotation, cellular component: nucleus. Lineage: Eukaryota; Metazoa; Chordata; Amphibia; Anura; Pipidae. The transcript has 8 exons. The record is from RefSeq and is a predicted model, not a curated record.
UGGAGCACUUGCACAGGCGCAGUGGAGCAACUGUGUGUCAUGUGACUGGUCAGCGAACAAACAUGGCUGCUCCUGUGCCGGAGAGCCCAUUUCAUUCUAAGGAUGAAUCUGCAGACACUAUGGAAAAUCUAGGUUCCCACCAUGAAAAGAGCCAACUACAAGACAGCAACAGUGGUGCAUCUGGCCGCAAUGUAGAUGACAAAAAUUCAGAUCCUGUUACCACCAGAUCCCUCCCACAUGGAUGGAAAAGAAUUGUAAAACAAAGACAAUCGGGCAAGACCUCAGGGAAAUAUGACGUAUACUUUGUAAGCCCUCUGGGGACAACAUUAAGAUCCCGAAUUUCUCUUGUAAAAUAUCUUAAAGACAUGAACCUGAAACUGGAGGACUUUGAUUUCUCUGUCCCAGAACAAUCACAAAAACAACUUAUAAAGAAGGAACAAUACAAGGGGGAAGAUGAGGACAGAGACCAAAAAGUAGCAGCUGAAAUGACACAAUAUACAAAAGCAACACCAGCGUUAAAAAGAAGCACUGUUUGCAGAAAAAGAAUUAGAAGCCAUAGGAAAGGGUCUGACAAAGGUGUUCCAGAAGGUAGUGGACAAAUUAAGCGGCAAAGAAAGCACUCUUUUGAGCUUCAGCCACAACGCAAGCAGAAAAAAGCCACACCGAGCAGGAAACCAAAGAGGGGACUGGAACAAAAGAAAGAUAAACAUGACACAUUGAAUAUUCAGGAGGAAGAUUUUAAAUUCAGAGUAACAGCUCCAAGUCCCUCUUUUGAUAAUGAAGAAGCAGAAAUUCUUUCAACCUUGUCUGAGAAUGUAUGCAAGUGUUCUGAUGAAACAGAUGAUCAGGCAGUUCCUUGCACACCAGAACUGCUCUGUGACACGGGAACAGAGGAUGCAAACAGCCAUUCCAACAGGGAUGACGUUGAUACCUUCACUUCUGCUACACAAACCGACAAUUUUAUCACGGCAUCUCAAGUAGAAAGGAGAAAAACCAGUCCUUAUUUCUCCAGAAAAGCAAUCAGAGAAGCUCUUGAGCCGCCUAAAAGAAAAGCUUUUACCAAAUGGACCCCACCACGUUCUCCUUUCAAUUUGGUUCAAGAAACUCUCUUUCAUGACCCAUGGAAACUGCUUGUUGCAACCAUCUUUUUAAACAAAACCUCUGGGAAAAUGGCCAUUCCUGCUCUGUGGGAGUUCCUGAAAAAAUAUCCUACUCCUGAAGUUGCUAGAGCUGCAGAUUGGAAGGAAAUAGCAGAGCUUCUUCAGCCUCUGGGGCUUUAUGAACUCAGGGCAAAAGCCAUCAUCAGAUUUUCAGAUGAGUAUCUCACUAAGAAAUGGAGAUAUCCAAUAGAACUUCACGGAAUUGGCAAAUACGGCAAUGAUUCCUACAGGAUCUUUUGUGUGAAUGAAUGGAAGCAGGUACAGCCACAAGAUCAUAAGCUGAAUUAUUACCAUUCCUGGUUGUGGGAGAAUCACAAGAAGCUUGGCCUCAACUGAGCAGUGUUUUUACCUUUCAUAAACUGUGUUACAUAUUAUUGUCUGUUUUUGUCAUUUUUGGUUUAUUAAGUUGUGCAGACGUUACAGAUGAGCACGUAUUACUGUGCUACUGCUGGGAAUGGUUACACUUUUAUAUAUGUAGAUGUAUGAUUAUGAAAAGAUAAAGCUAUUUGUAUUUUUAUAUAAAUGUUAUUAAACAGUUUUUAAUGCUGA